Molecule: messenger RNA, 3352 nt
Organism: Lagopus leucura (white-tailed ptarmigan)
Lineage: Eukaryota; Metazoa; Chordata; Aves; Galliformes; Phasianidae
Gene: MGAT4D
Product: MGAT4 family member D
Exons: 16
Coding region: 1077-2573 (498 amino acids)
Biological process (GO): protein N-linked glycosylation
Cellular component (GO): endoplasmic reticulum; Golgi stack; endoplasmic reticulum-Golgi intermediate compartment
Molecular function (GO): acetylglucosaminyltransferase activity
Source: RefSeq, a predicted model, not a curated record
UUCCUGUCAGUCUCCAUGCCCACACAUUGAUUGCUCUGAGAUAGCUGAUGAGGAGCAAUAGCUGCUGGAUUUAGUUCGAAAGUCCAGCAGGUGCAUCCUCACAGUGUGGGUCUGUGCAAACGACGUGUAGGGGAAUCUCAGCAGAUGGCAGUUUUGUUGGUGGGUACCAAAAUAAAGCCUUCCUACAAUCUGGUUUAGGAGUUCAGCUUUCCGUUGGGUAUUUUUAAUUACUCGGAAAUAUCUUCAUAUCAGUAUGGCUCCUUUGUUCUUUCUUUUCAAUUAUGUUAUUUAUGCUUACAUAGAAAUCCCUUUUUGUAUGGAUUAUUAGGAACCAAAGGCACAUCUUUUUGUGCUUCAGGUUUUGGAAAUUGUUUCGUUUUGUCUUGUGGUAAUCUUUAACUAUAGACAUUCAGAGCACGCUACUGUUGUCUUCUCAGUUCUGACUGCAAACAGUACCUGGUGUUGAUGAUACAUUAUGAUUAGACCUGUUGCAUUAAGCAUAAAAAAUGCAUAGGUCUCAUUUUGAAGUGCUUCUGAAAUGCCCCAGUGUGCAAGAACCAAGUUUUAAUCUAACUUCUUAUUUUUUUUACUCAUAAAAUAUAUUACAAUCUGCAUUUGGAGCACAGGCUGUAACCAAUUAUUACUUUAAAAAUAGAGCAUGCAUUUUUGAUAUUUUUUCCACAGCUUUUUAUGAAUUAUUAAAAAGAUGCAGUGCCUAAUUGCUGUAAAUAUGGCGAAAGGUAAAGGUGAUGAUAUAUAAGUCAUGGAUUUCAUGCACAUUAAUGUCACUUUCUGUUCCAACCUUGAUGGUCCUUUUCAGUGUCUAACAAGCAAGUGCAAACUCUUAACCCAUAGCUUCAUUUGGUUCUUUUUUGCAACUGAGUGGUCCAGCAGAGGACGUCUGCCGACACAAAUGCUUCUGGUUCAGUCUGCAUCAUCAGUUACAUUAGGACAUUCAACAACAUAAAAGAGAUAUGUGAAAAUAGUACUGAAAAUGCAACUUUUAAGAAGAGACGUUCAGUUAAAGCACACGAGGACGAGCCUAGAAACCCCUUCUGACAGGAAAUGACCUAGACAUGUACCAACACCAGUUCCUGGAACUUCGUCAAAGACUAUUGCAUGCUGAAAAAGAAAAUAAGAAAAGAUCACGUGAGCUGAGCAGUGCCCUCAAUGAAAUAAAACAUAUAGUUGCAAAAAGAAUUAACUCGACGACCAAUCAUACAGAUGGUAUGAAAGUAUUAAAUGACACCAGAAAACUCCCCGUGCAUCUUACAAACCUGUACUACUACCUACCUCACCUCCAAGAAUAUGAAGAUGCCAUUUUUCCAAAUGUUGUUAUUGGACAGCAGAGAACUGGAGUCUCACUGGUGAUGGGUGUUCCUACUGUGAAAAGGGAAAAACAAAGUUACCUGAUGAGCACGCUUCGUUCCCUAUUGCAUGGACUUUCUGAAAAGCAGAAGAAUGACUGUGUAAUCAUCAUCUUUGUAGCGGAGGUGAAUGCAGAAUAUGUUAACGGUGUUGCAGAAAGUAUUAAAACCGGCUUCCCCAGAGAGGUGCAGUCUGGAGUCCUAGAGAUUAUUUCUCCUCCUGCUUCUUAUUAUCCAGAUCUUUCCAACGUGAAGAAAACAUUUGGGGAUUCGGAGGACAGAGUAAGGUGGAGAACGAAACAGAAUUUGGAUUAUAGCUUUUUAAUGCUGUAUGCUCAACCUAAGGGAACAUUUUAUUUACAGCUGGAGGAUGAUAUUGUAGCCAAACCUGAUUACAUUCGAAGCAUAGAAAACUUUGCUGCUGAACAGUCCCAAGAGUGGAUGGUUCUUGAGUUCUCCCAGCUUGGAUUUAUUGGAAAGUUGUUUAAAUCAGAAGACUUGCCACUUAUAGUAGAGUUUUUUCUGAUGUUCUAUAAAGAUAAGCCCAUAGACUGGCUUCUGGACCACCUGCUGUGGGUCAAAGUGUGCAAUCCAGAAAAGGAUGCAGCACACUGUGAAAAGGAAAAGGCAAAGUUACGUAUCCGUGCUAAGCCAUCUCUCUUCCAGCAUAUGGGAUUUCAUUCAUCACUGUCUGGGAAGAUACAAAAUUUGAAAGAUAAAGACUUUGGCAAAAGUGUGCUACAUAAAGCACAUAAUAAUCCGCCUGCAAAACUGGCUACAAGUCUAAGAAUAUACCAGCAAUAUACCUUGGAAAAUGUUUAUGAAGGAAAAGGCUAUUUUUGGGCUUCAUCUCCAAUGGCUGGGGACUAUAUCAGCUUCACCUUUCUGAAGCCACUAAAAGUAGAAAAAUACUUUUUUAGAAGUGGAAAUAUGGAUUACCCUGGUGAUAUACUAUAUGACACUACUGUGGAAGUGUUGCCAGCUGAUGAAGCUGUAAGGAAAGUACUGGUUGGCAACAGAAGUAAAUUUAACUACACUGCAACCAAAGAUGGAUAUUUAAAGAUAGGGGCUUUUGAAAAUGGAAUUGCAGCAGGCAAUAUCGAUCCAUCAGUAGGAGAAAUACUGGCUAUUCGUUUAUUAGUCCAUUCUGAUUCCCCUGUUUGGGCAAUACUGAGUGAGGUACUUUUCAAGAUGUCUGAAAACUGAGAACUGGAAGAAGUAUACUGUUGACACGUUACUUGUCACAGGCUUGUUUUGAAGACUAAUCUAACAGCAAAAAAAAACCUGAGAGGAUACAUAAAAAUCCAGACCCAAUACUGUGUAUUGGCAGCGUGGAGAUCAUUGUUAAAAACUUGUAAAAAUUAUUAAAUCCUUAUGUAACAAAUAUUAAAAGCUAUGCAAAACCUCAUUAUGUUAGAAACUUCCAUAAAAUGCUGUUAAGCUGUUCUGUACAAAAAUUGUCUCAGUUGGACAGCAUUACAUAUCACUGUAAGCAAUUGACAUUACAGGCAAUCUCAGGGACAAAACAGGACAGUAUAUUUCUAGUUCACUAGAACUAAAUAUAUGAACAUAUGGGGGGAAUAUUAAGGACAUGGUUUGCAACUGCAUUAAGAACACUGGUCAGUUUUGAAGGGAAACUAGAACUGAAGGAAAAACUGUCAGUAUUUCAUGCAAGUACUUACAACAUUUCACCAGAGAAAGGAUUAACUUAGCAAUAUGGAAGUGGGUCUCAAACAUACCACGUUUUAGCCUUAAUGUAGCAAAAGGUAUGUUUAGUUUUAUUAUUUUUUAAUGGAAAUCGCUUAUUAGCUACCAUGUGAAUAACUUGAAAAUCAAAGAGGUAUUGUACAGAGGCUUGUACAACUUUUCUGUGAAUUGUGCAUUGAAUUAACUACAGGAAAUAAUUGGUGUAACACGUGUAACUAUAUUUUUGUAGGAAGAAUAUCUAUAAUUUAAAUAAAAUUUUGUAUCCUGCCAUUUGAUAA